AACUGAAGAGAGGCCAACUCCCAAACAAAGAGGCGGCCCAGCUCAGGGCUUCUGGGCGAGGCCAGCCCGGCUGGGAGGAACGGAGCCCGGGAAUCGGAGCGGGGCGAGCCGGGAGGGUGGGCGCUCGGGAAGCGGGGCGGGGCGGGCCGACAGGAAGUGCCCGGGGUGCUGGGCUGGAGCCGGGCCGCCCGCACCCUGACCCUCUGAAGGUGGGAGGGCCCGGAGCGCGGCGGGGGUGCCCAGGCGAGCGCCGCGGCGCCUCGGGAAGCUGUGGGUCCCGUCGCUGCGUGAGGAGCCCCGCUGCGGGAGGCCCGGCCCAGCAACCAUGGCCCAUUACAAGGCCGAGCAGGACGACUGGCUGCUCGUCUACCUGAAGUAUUUACUCUUUGUCUUUAACUUCUUCUUCUGGGUGGGUGGGGCCGCCGUCAUGGCCGUGGGCGUCUGGACCCUGGUGGAGAAGAGCGGCUAUCUCAGCGUCCUGGCGUCCAGCACCUUCGCUGCUUCCGCCUACAUCCUCAUCUUCGCAGGGGCCCUUGUCAUGGUGACGGGCUUCCUGGGCUUCUGCGCCAUCGUCCGGGAGGACAGGAGCUGCCUCUCCACAUACUUCUGCCUGUUGCUGGUGAUCUUCCUCGUGGAGCUGGUGGCAGGGGUCCUGGCCCACAUGUACUACCAGAGGCUCAGUGAUGAACUGAAACAGCACUUGACCCGGACGCUGGCUGAGAACUACAGGCAGCCGGGAGCCGCGGACAUCACAACCUCAGUAGACCGUCUCCAGCAGGAUUUCAAGUGCUGUGGAAGUAACAGCUCCACCGACUGGCAGCACAGCGCAUACAUCCUGUCUCAGGAGGCCGAGGGCCGCCAGGUGCCGGACAGCUGCUGCAAGACGGUGGUGGCCCGCUGUGGGCAGCGGGCCCAUCCCUCCAACAUCUACAAGGUGGAGGGAGGCUGCGUCAGCAAGCUGGAGCAGUUCCUGGCUGACCACCUGCUGCUCAUGGGGGCAGUGGGCAUCGGGGUGGCCUGUCUGCAGCCAGGAAUGAAUCACAUGGUCACUCUCUUCCCCAGAAAAGAUGAAGGAAAAUGCCUGGGGGCCUGGGGGACAACUUGAACUUGUAAGAGACCUGGGAGGAGUGUGAGUGUGGGCUCAGAUCUGCGGGAUGGUUCUCACGUGUUGCUUGCACCGGAGGCUCCAGCUGCAUUUUUACUAACGGCCGACCGCGUUCCCCUCCGACUGCCCCUCACAAGGACAGGUGCCCAAAUCCCAUCUUCCAGGCCUGCAGAGUCAGCACCAGCUCACCUAGAAACUCCCAGAAACUCCCCCUACUCUUCCCAGCCCCUUUGGAUCCACCAAGUGCCCAAGACUAUGGCUCCUGUGAUUCCCACCCAGGCAGGGGGGACCCAUCCUGUGUGGAAACAACAACCAGCACCCCUCACCAGGCCUGGGGAUCCUGUGGACGACAGGAGGGUGAUAAUCAGACCCUCCACUCCCUCCCAGCUCCAGAACCUAGAAUGAAGGUCUGAAAGCCCCCCUGGGAUGCCUGCAUGGGGCACAUGAUCUCCCCACUGGUGCUGAGCACCCCUCUUCUUGUCUCUGCUUGGUGUGUUUUUCUCUACCCACAGGGAGGUGCUUACCGGCGGGGGGAUGGAAGCAGUUAGGGUUGGCUCUGCCCCCAGAAGAUCCAGCCCUUUGAUCUGCCCGCCCCCACACCUCCUCACCUGGGAGUAUCCCGGCAGUCUGGGGUCUGGUUCCUUCCCGCAGGGUCUGGCAGCAGAAAGGCCUGAGGUGAGGCCCCGGAACUGGGGUUGGGCAGCAGCAGGCUGGUGGGGCCACCAGGGUAGGGAGGAAGGCAGGUAAAGUGGCCACACCGGCACAUGCUGCACCAGGACCUUGCAUCCAGCCUAGAAACCUUCCCUGGGAGAGGUACCCCAGAAGACCAUGGCCUGGAGCUCCAGUCUACAGUAAAUGACCCUCAGGGGUCUCCAGUCUAUAGUAAAUGACCCUCAGGCCCCCUCUAGGGCCUGAUUCUCUGGAAUGCCAGGUUUUUUAAAUGAUCUCCAGCCCUUCAUGUCAGUGGGAGUAAAAAUCCUUCCUGAUUAGGCCAAAUCACAGACCCUGCAAAGUUGGAGCCACUGAGAAGGUACAGCUCUGAGUAAAAGGGUGCUGUGCCUGGAACCCCAUUUUUCCUGGGCCCACAAUCCCCAACCACAUAUGGCCACCACCAUUCUGCCUCCAGGAGCCCUCGCUCUGCUUCCCAGAGUGAAUAUAGUGGCUUCUUUUGGUUCUAUCUUGCGUCUCUGAAUCAGGCAGGGAAUUUUCAGGAAGAAUUUUCUCAAAUACUAAGGGAGAACGGAACAGAAAGAAAAUCCUAGAAAAUGCAGAAUAUAGAUGCUGGCAGUUUUCCAAAGAACAGGUGUCAACUUGUAAGACAGCCAUGGAGACGAGACCCUCCCCCUCCAAAUAGCUAUUACAAGUGGGUAACUUGUAACGAGAGAACCCCACACCUGGCUUCCCACCUUCCAGGUGCCGUGCUUCCCGUGCUGGGGACCCUCUUACAUCCCACCAUGAGAGAGUGGCCCCUUGUUGCCAAGAUCAAGGGCAAGAAAGGUCACACCUUACCUCCUAACUCAUUCUAGGCCCCAGUCUGAUGAGCUCAGUUCUUGGUGACCUGGGGAGUCCUGGGUGAAGGGUGUUCUCCCUCCCAUACACAGCUCACUGCUGUCCCUAAACACAGCCCUCAACUGUACAGAAACCGUACUUGCCCAGAACAGGGAUUCCCCACAUGCACAGAGGGAAGACCAGGUUCCGGGGGCAGAUUGCCUCCCCUAUCCUGGGGAAUCUUCUUGUGGCUUCUUUCCUCCACCCUCAGGGUCCUGGGGCUGCUGAUACAAGUUCAUUAACAGGAUACCAACUUUCCAGCAAUCCCAGACUGCACCAAGGCUGGAAGAAAUUGCGCUGUGACUAGCUUUGCUGCCCUCCAGCUUCCUGGGACUCGUGCGGACAGUUGAAAAAUGACUCCCAAGCUGUGUGCAGCUGGGCGCAGGCUGCCAGGUGUUACCAAGUGAGGGCUGAGAGAGAGAGAGUUCCUCCUGAGCAGGCAGCGAUGCCCAGGGAGGUGCUGUGUCCUGUGGGACAUGUCAGCCCCUGGCGGAGUCCCUGCACUCUUUACUGAGGUCAGCUGGGCUUGUGGAGACGGGGACAGGGGGAUGGGCGGGAUCGCUUGCACACCUUGUUGUCUGUCCCUGCCCCCCGAGGUGGGUUAGGCUGUCCUAGGCUAAGGGCAGGUGAUUCCACCCUGGGCACCUGCCCACCCAGAGGGUAGCUGGAGGAUGGAAGGACCAAGCUACAGAGAGAGAAUGACCCAGAGCUUUGGGGAAUGGUGACCAGCUAGCUCAUGCUCACAGCUUGGGAGGGGUGAGGGUUAGAGGGAACUGAGGCCCAGGAUGUGACAGGCUCCCUGCUCAGGGCAUACAAAGGGCUGGGGUCUGGAGCCAAGGAUGCCGUCCCCAGUGAGGUGUGCCCACCACACCUGAAAGGACGCAGAUCUGCACCCAGGAUGACUGCCCCCAGGGCCCUGCUUAGAGACAGAGAGAGAGUGAGCCAUGACUGUUGAAAGCUGUCCUCAGUCCUGUGUGAGCAAAAGGCCCCUACACACUGGGACCCAGAAAAGAAGCCAGCAUUUUGUAAAGGUCAGAACAUGGCAGAUGCUGGGAUGCACACAACCUGAGUCCCCACAACCUCGGCCUUCCCUCCCGCAGCACGCAAGGGUAGACAACCCCAGAGCAUGGCAUGUCCCCCACUCUCCGGAUGACCUGUGUUGGGGGAGGCAAGAAUGAAACUCAGUGUUUGGUGAGGA
Molecule: messenger RNA, 3851 nt
Organism: Neofelis nebulosa (Clouded leopard)
Lineage: Eukaryota; Metazoa; Chordata; Mammalia; Carnivora; Felidae
Gene: TSPAN11
Product: tetraspanin 11
Exons: 9
Coding region: 326-1105 (259 amino acids)
Cellular component (GO): membrane
Source: RefSeq, a predicted model, not a curated record